This is a messenger RNA of Mizuhopecten yessoensis (Yesso scallop), 973 nucleotides long. Its product is annotated as immunoglobulin superfamily member 22-like. NCBI's taxonomy places the organism in Eukaryota, Metazoa, Mollusca, Bivalvia, Pectinida, Pectinidae. The record is from RefSeq and is a predicted model, not a curated record. The coding region runs from base 560 to 973 and encodes 137 amino acids. The transcript has 2 exons. Gene Ontology annotation, molecular function: protein binding.
CUUGUAUGGCUACUUUUAAAUACAAUGCCUGCUAAUUCGGUGAUUUUGAAAUCGAACGCAGAAUACAUGAACAAAUGAUUGUUUGCCUUUAUAUAAGCAAUUGUGACUUUAUUCUUUUGUUAUUCCUUUUUCUGGCUGCGCUUAUCUGAUACAGUUUUCAAAAAUGAUUAUUUUACGGCAUAAUGAAACUUACCAUAAAUGUUAAGAUCAUCAAUUUGGUCAUGUUUACCAUGUUAUAACAAUAGAUGAAACUAUAUCACAGUCAAAUCAAUGUGUAUGAUAGGAAGUGUGUUGUUAAAAGAAGACAUUUAAGUUGCUUUGCACUAUUGUUUAUUCAUGCUAUUACUUCGGUUAUAUUAUGUGUACAGUUAUAAGUAAAAUAUAAAUAAAAACAGAUGUUGCCUUUGUAACUGGAGUAAGACGGGCCCAGUUUGAUUUUAUUUAAAUUGACAUAUUAGUAUAGGGACACAAUUGUGAGGCCUGCCAAUUCAGGAUAAAAUCUUUCGAAAAAGGACAACAUAUCAUUGCCGCCAAUCUUCCAGUUCAUGGACACUUUGUGAUGUACAUGUGUGUUCCUAACUUCUGUUUCAUAUAUCCCUCCGAUUACGGCUGGAUCCAAUCACAGACCGUAAGUAAUCUACAAGGUCCGCCAAAUCAACCCCGCGCCAUGCAAGUGACCAAUGCUGACCGAGCGUCUUUGGCUAUCUCUUGGAAUCGACCGUUAAGAAUAGUCGGAUCGCCAGUAACAGGAUACAUCGUUGAGAAACGAACCGCUUGGACACAGGUUUCCAAGGUCUCCGCAAAUGAGCUCUCCUGUGUUGCUGACAAACUUAUUGAAGGCACAGAGUAUGAAUUUCGCAUCACUGCUGUCAACGAAUACGGCAAGGGCAAAGCUUUGGAAUCCGACCAGACCUACAUGGCUAAAAGCCCAUAUAGUAAGUUCAUAUCAAGAUCUCAACUAGUGGUCAGUUAG